AUGGUGGACGAAGCAUGGAAGCUGGUCUACAACCAGAUGAGACAGAGACGCUGCUCAAGCUCAACCAUCAGCACCGGCGCACACUCGACACCCUCACCUCCUCGCUCAAGCGACCCCCUCGAAGACAUGAGACACAUUCUCGCCCCUGAGCCUGACUAUGGCGAAGACGUGUUACAGCUUGAGGUCACCAUGGAGCAGCUUUGGGAAUUCAUGGAUCAAAUCAACACUGAUGGCUCUGAUGACUUCCUCAAGACCAACCACCUCAAGCUGGUCAUUAACUCUUCAGACUUUGGCGAUUGGGAAGACGAUAGCUGCAUCUACAUCAAGGGCACCAACCUGUUCACUCGCCACAACUAUGUCAAGCCCGAGAUCACCAUUCAGGAAGAAGUUCCCCUUCCCGUCAAAGGCAAAGGCAAGGGUGUCGACGCCGACUUGGGCCCUUAUAACUCUGCUCCCGCCUUCGACGGCAACAAUGAAGGUGCCGCAAAGAAGCCCAAGUUCACUCGCUCGAGCAUGAACUCCACCGCCAACGCCGACUUUAUCCCACCUUCCCUCACCACCCUUACUGCGGAUACAUCCAGCAAGCGCGGCCCCUCAUACACGACCAAGAAAAUCCCUUCGCCCAAGAUCAACAUUCACGUGUAUGAGAAAGCCAUCAUUCCCGCCAUCAUCGACAUGUUUGCCAACCGCGACCCUCCUCUCGCCUUCAUCACCAUCCAAGGCCCCAUGCAACUGUCCCUGCGCCGCCACAUCAUCAGCUCCAUCAACCCAGGCUACAUGUCUUCUCUGUCCCUGCUCACCGAAGCCGGACACCACUACCUCGACAAUGCCGCCGUGCACCCCGUCGAACUCUGGGAAGCGCACAACCCUGAAGUCACGUUUCUCAAAAGAGGCAUCCAGGACCCUGAGGAUUUUGGCCAGUGGCGCAAGCACAGCUUAAAAGACUGCAAUAUGCAUGGUUUGGGUGAGUGGAUUGUGCCUUCGGGUAAAGGUGCUAGAGGGAUCUGGGGUUGGAGAGUUAAUGCUCCUGGCGUCAAGGUUUGGAGAGGUCCUAGCACUAGUUGGGUCGGUAGAGAGGGUAUCUGA
Molecule: messenger RNA, 1086 nt
Organism: Aureobasidium uvarum
Lineage: Eukaryota; Fungi; Ascomycota; Dothideomycetes; Dothideales; Saccotheciaceae
Source: the annotation of a GenBank genome assembly